Syzygium oleosum is the source of this 827-nucleotide messenger RNA. RefSeq names its product B3 domain-containing protein REM19-like. The transcript is spliced from 3 exons. The record is from RefSeq and is a predicted model, not a curated record. Bases 15 to 536 code for a protein of 173 amino acids. Lineage: Eukaryota; Viridiplantae; Streptophyta; Magnoliopsida; Myrtales; Myrtaceae. Gene Ontology annotation, molecular function: DNA binding.
GUGCCUGUUUGCCGAUGCCACAUUAUGAAGCUAAAGGCUCUCAUUCGGGAGAUAGUAGGACUUCGAAGCUGAAGAAAAACGGGCGUUCUUAUUGUUCGUCACCAGACUAUGGUGGCAGGAUCAAAGAGUCUAAAAAAAGAGCAACCCCUUUUGAGCCGAUUCAUCUUAGAUCUAGAUGUCCAAACCCUCCUGAUGCUCUGAAAAGGGCCAGGAAAUUUAAUUCAGAACGUCCUUCUUUCCUCAUUGUUGUGCGGAGCUACUAUCUCGAGUACAAUAACGUGCAUGUACCUAGUGGAUUUAUGAAGAGCCAGAUAAGCAAAAGCCUGGUAGUGGAAGACGCGACACUCAAGUUUCAGGGCAGGUCAUGGACGGUGAAGUUCUUCAACUAUCCAAAUUACUAUGGUGGAAAGUUCUCGACUGGUUGGACCAUGUUUGCGAUUGAUACUUCCUUGAGUGAAGGAGAUGUGUGCGUGUUUGAACUGAUCAAGAAGAAUCCGAUGGUCUUCAAAGUCUCAAUUUUCAGGCAUGCCGAUUAGGCACGAAGCGGCCAUUGUGCGUACCACUAAGGAGGGCACAUUUUGGUAACAUCCUUGCCUCUCUCUCCAGCUGGCAGAUUAGAUCUAAGUUAUGAAGAUGCUGGUUGAAUAUGAUCCUUUCCGUUUUCUGAUCGGCACAAAUGGUUGUGGAAUUAUGUAUGGACCAGAUGCUUUACUUUGAUGAAACAUCAAAUUGGGUGUGCAUUGUGUUUUGAUGAAACAGUGGAGUCUGAUUCUGAGAGCUCCUUUUUGACAGCUUACGCCUUGAAAAUUUGUUGGAACUUUUCCUCA